This is a messenger RNA of Populus euphratica (Euphrates poplar), 786 nucleotides long. RefSeq lists its product as uncharacterized. The record is from RefSeq and is a predicted model, not a curated record. The transcript is spliced from 2 exons. NCBI's taxonomy places the organism in Eukaryota, Viridiplantae, Streptophyta, Magnoliopsida, Malpighiales, Salicaceae. The coding region runs from base 48 to 704 and encodes 218 amino acids.
CUCUACUCCUAUCCGAAAUCUGAAUCAAAAGAAGAAAAAGCAACAGCAUGGGUUACUGGUCUGCUGAGAAUGCUACUAAUGCAUACCUCAAGACUCUGAGAAUGGGUCAAAAGGCAAACGAGCCAGAUGAAGCUGAAUUCAUUUCAGCAUUAGCCGCUGGUAACAAUGCACAACUAAUGGUUGUAGCAUGUGCCAAUGCUGCCACCACAACCACAGUGGCCCUAGUGGCUGCAGCCCAUCAAACUGGUGGCCGUGUAGUUUGCAUCCUUCCUGGUCAUCAAGAAUUACAACUAUCUAAAAAAAUCCUAGGUUGUGAUGCCUGUCAUGUUGAGUUCGUUAUUGGAGAAGCUCGAAGUCUAUUAUUAAGCCAUUAUAGUGAAGCGGAUUUUGUGCUUAUUGAUUGUAACCUUGAGAAUCAUGAUGGUAUUCUUGGCGCAGUACGAGCAGGCAGGAAAAGAAACGGAGCUGUUAUAGUGGGGUAUAAUGCAUUUAGCAAGAGAUCAUGGCGAUCUGGUGGGUCAAAAACACAGUUGUUGCCUAUUGGAGGAGGAUUACUGGUGACCAGAAUUCCUACAGAUGCCAAGAUUGCUGAUGGCUGUGGUUGCGGGAAGAGGAGCCAUUGGGUUGUCAAGGUAGAUAAAUGUACCGGCGAAGAGCAUGUUUUCAGGGUCAGAUUCCCACAAGGGAAACAAAUCGAAGCUUAAUUAGUUCUAAUUUAGAGAGUCAUCAAGAUGUAAAAUAUCAAAAUCAUAUUUCAAAUCUGGAAAAUAACCAGAUACAGCUAAA